Molecule: messenger RNA, 1617 nt
Organism: Venustampulla echinocandica
Lineage: Eukaryota; Fungi; Ascomycota; Leotiomycetes; Helotiales; Pleuroascaceae
Exons: 3
Coding region: 1-1617 (538 amino acids)
Biological process (GO): glucan catabolic process
Cellular component (GO): cell surface; extracellular region
Molecular function (GO): glucan endo-1,6-beta-glucosidase activity
Source: RefSeq, a predicted model, not a curated record
AUGAAGAAGUUCUUCUCCAAACUUACAGAUUCGGAUCUCUUCCCCGGCCAGUCUCACUCUUCUCACCCUCCGCCUCAGGAAUCCCACCAGCCAUCCACACUUCAAGCUCCUACACCUACGGAUGUCUUUCGGUACAGAUACCACCACGGUGUCAACCUCGGCAGCGCUUUUGUGCUUGAGAGAUGGCUUACUGGGUCCAUGUUUCCCGGCUCUGCCAAAGGCGGUAGUGAACUCGACGCUGUCACCGCGUCAAUUAAGGAACAUGGAGUAGAGGAGACGAGAAGGAAGUGGGAAGAGCAUUGGAGGGGUUUUGUGAAUGAGGGGGAUUGGGAGUUCCUGGUCAAAGAAGGGAGGGGUACCAGUAUUAGAUUGCCUGUUGGGUGGUGGAUGAUGGGAGAUUUGAGAGAGAUGUGUAAAGGCAGCGAGUGGGAGGGGUUGGAGAGUGUUUAUUCGGGUGCUUGGACGGCAGCCAAAGCUCUCAUAGCCCAAGCUCGACACCACGGCAUUGGUAUCCUCAUUGACUUGCACGGCCUCCCCGGCGGUGCAAACGGCGAGGAGCAUUCCGGCACCAGCAAGGGAAAAGCCUCGCUCUGGGGCCAUAAGAAGCAUCUAUCACGGGCACUAGACGCUCUACGCUUUAUUGCAAUUGAAAUCCGGGGCCUAGAUAACGUGGUCGGGAUCCAGAUCUUGAACGAAGCAUGCCAUAACCCGCACGGCAUGCACGAGUUCUAUGAGCAUGCUAUCAACACCAUUGCUGAAGUGGACCAGAACAUCCCGGUUUAUGUUAGUGAUGCGUGGAAUCUCGGUGACGCUUUGAAUUGGGUCACGGGAAGGAAUCUGUGGUCUGGUCAUGGGAAGCCUACGAAUCCGAUUGUGAUUGAUACGCAUCGGUACUAUACCUUCAGCGAUGAAGAUAGGAGCAAGAGCCCACAGGAGAUUAUCGGGACUAUUGGUGGUGAAUUGGGGGAGUUGGAUGGGAAGGCGGGGAGUCUGUCAGAUAGAGGGGAAGCCCAAGUCAUUGUUGGGGAAUGGAGCUGUGUCCUAGACGGGCAAACAUGGUCGCGGGUCCAACCCGAAGAAAAAGACCACCUCGUCACGCAAUUCGGCCAUGCCCAAAGCCAGAAAUGGGCGCAGAAAGCAGGUGGAUCAUAUUUCUGGACGUGGAAAAUGGACUGGAUGGAUGGCGGGGAAUGGGGCUUCGUAGAGCAGACCAAAAAGGGAAACAUCUACAUUCCUGGCCACUUAACUCUUCCAGCCCACGAAAUCCCCGCCCGUGCAAGCCAUGCGCAGAAUAGCAGAGCAGAACUCGGCGCCGCUGCGAAAGGAAAUCAUGAGGGGUACUGGAACCAGACGUCUCCCGGCCAGUAUUUUGAGCAUUGGCUUUAUGGUGGAGGGUGGGAAAUCGGCUUUUCAGAUGCUAUGGCGUUCUUUACUAUGAGGAGUCAGGGGGCGUUAGGGGAGAGUGUUAGAGGGGAGGGAGGGGAUAAGAUUGGCUGCUUGGAGAUCUGGGUUAAGAAGAGGUUUUUGGAGUCUGGAAGGAGGGGCCCGUUGAAGUGGGAGUGGGAACAGGGGUUCAGAGCUGGUGUUGCAGCUUUUGAGGGGGCAGUGGGGAUUUGA